Messenger RNA from Salmo salar (Atlantic salmon), 1758 nucleotides. It is a transcript of the gene c10h1orf210, whose product is annotated as chromosome 10 C1orf210 homolog. The record is from RefSeq and is a predicted model, not a curated record. Lineage: Eukaryota; Metazoa; Chordata; Actinopteri; Salmoniformes; Salmonidae. Gene Ontology annotation, molecular function: protein binding.
ACCCCUUUCAACCUUUGCACAACAUGCCUCCAUUUUAUAGCAAAGGCGAAAUACAAACUUACAGUGACAAUGCUGCAUUAAUGUGAGCUAUUAGGAAGAGGACAUAUUGUUACCUGGGUUUCAGGUACAUACAGACCAGGCUGACCAGACCUAUCUGCUGCCUUUGAUACUGUGAACCAUCAGAUCCUCCUCUCCACCAUCUCCGAGUUGGGCAUCUCCGGCGCGGCCCACGCUUGGAUUGCGUCCUACCUGACAGGUCGCUCCUACCAGGAAGCGGGGAACCAUGGGGUCAUGGGGCCACGGCCUGUGUGUGGUUUUGUGUUUCUGGGGAACAGUUAGCAGGAGCAUGCUUCAGAGUCGCACUGUUGGCCCGUGUACUGUCAAUACUGGCACGGCAUCAUUUAACUGCAGUUGGAGGAAACUGGAUCAUAUUCCAACAGAGAUAUGGGACAAUGCAACCACACUGGACCUCUCCCAGAACCACCUCAACUUAACUAACUCUCAACACCUCAGACAACUACAGAGGUUGGAUCAGCUGGUUACCCUCAAUCUCUCAGGCAACUACCUCCCUCUGCUGGGGAAAGACAACCUCUGCAGCCUCCCCUCCCUGCAUACACUAGACCUCAGUGGCUGCCAAUUGACUUCCAUAGAGGCUGGAGCUCUGCAGGGUUUACCCAGGUUAGGGAAGCUGUUUUUGGGGCACAACAGACUGCAAGUCCCCCUGUCUGUCUCCACUCGAGAUAUAGUAACUAUAUCCUUCCUGGAUCUCCAUGGGAACCAAGAGCUUGAGCGUGGCUCUGAUGAUUUGACGACAGGAAUCAGAAGACCAUCUCAUAGAAAACUGUUGACAAAUGACCAUGAACAUCCCACCACAACUCCAACUAACACAAUGACUACAACUAAUGGCACAGAGUCGCCUGGUCAGAGCCGCCCCUCCCACAGUUGGCAAUAUUUGGUGGCAGUCCUUGUGACGGCCAUCUCCCUCUCCCUCCUCAUCACCAGCCUGGCCAAAUGCCAGCUGGUCCGCCGCUACCUAGCCAGCUAUCGCCACACCCGUCUGACCGAGCAGGACACAGCCAGCCAGUGUGACCCCAACAGUCUGGAGGUGGGCUUCUCUAUGCACAACCAUGGGGGACAGGCACAGAGCCCCCACCCUGCUGCUGUCCUCCAGGGAGAGAUGGACAUAGAGGAUGAGGAAGAUGAUGAUGGCUUCAUAGAGGAUAACUACAUACAAGCCAGCGAGAGGGAGAGGGCUAAGAGGGCACUUGAAGUGGAGGAAGAGGAGGAAGAGGAUGGGAUGGACUUUACCAUUGGCUAGGAAGAAAGGGAGAAGGUGGAAAGAGAGGGGAGAGAAUGAGAGAGAGAGGGUCACUAGCCUAUUUGGACACUGAUUGGGACCAAUACAGAUAUUAAAUUUAAGCAUGUCUAUUUCCAUCAUCUUUAGAGGGGGAAAAACAGUCACAGAGACAGAUGAAUACAAAACUGACAAUAGCAAUAACUCAAUUUAGCUCCGCAAUAGGGCACCUUGGCCUGUGUCUUUCAAUGGAUUUCAAAAUUGGGCUAACUGUUUGUACUGACUUUGAUAGAAAUUUGUUAGAACAUUAUUAUUUAAAGUGGGUCAAAUAAUCAAUCAAUUUGUUUUUGAGUUAGAUUUUUUAAGUUCCAACUCAGUUUUACCAAUGAAAUUGAUGUUGUUUGGGUGUGCCUGCACUCCAUUUUGUUACAUUUGUAGAUAAAAUAAAACGUUUUAAAAUUUAA